AUCAAGAGGCGACGUGAUUGGGACAACAAACGUGAAACGUUGGUGUUAAAGCAGAUGCUGUAAAUUCUUAGGUUACCUCUUUUGGAUCACGCAGCUCAUUCCUUCACCGCAACAGUGAGUGCUGGUUCGAUGAAUCCAUUAAUUAGACGGAGACUUCCUCCGUCUGUGAGGAGUCUUCUGACAGAUAUCGGUCCGAAGGAGGACUGGACUGACACGGAGCCUGAAACACAGACCAGAGAUGGGAUUCUGCUCCCGUCCAGAGGAGCUGGACAAGAGGGCUUUCUUACCCCAGCCGUGACCCAGGAGCAGCAGGCUACAGAGGACGGGAGAAGCACCAAGAGGAGCCCAGUCUGCAUGCUGUGUAAAUGUAAACCCUCAUGCUACACCUGUCCCCGGUGUAACCUCCAGUAUUGUGGCUUAGCUUGCUACCAGAGCCCAGGUCACUCUGACUGCUCCGAGGAGUUUUACAAAGAGUCUGUUCUACGGGAGCUGAAGGAAAUAGGCAAAACAGAAAGUGAGGGAAAAAAGAAAAUGCAUGAUAUUCUUUUGGGCUUCAGACAACAGGCGGAGAGGACACAUGGAGGGAUGGAAAAUUUGUUAAAAGAAGCUGGUAUUGUGGAACAUGACACCAUGGAAGGGGAGGGAGAGGCUGCAGAGAAAGUCCAGGUUGUGGAGCUUCUUUCCAGGUUAUCAGAGCUUCAGCAGUCAGGAGACGGGAAUACAGCAGAGAUAGAGGCUAUUUUGGGAAAACUUGAAGAGAUAGGAGGACGGGAGCUGCUGACGGGAGAAACUAAUGAGGAAGCUGGACUGGAAGAUGGUGAGCUGGACUUGGCCGAUUGUCUCUCAGGGCUGGAUAUUGACAAACUUUCAGAAGAGGAGCUGUGGGAACUCCUCAGCAGUAAAGAGAAAGAGGGGUUUCUGGGUCUGGUGAAGGGUGGAGCUCUUGGUGGGCUGGUUCCCUUGUGGAAGCCUUGGUGGGAGGAACAUGAGAAGGGAGGGAGAUCCCUGGUGGAGGUGCUGGAGGAAGAAGUAAGCAAACCAGAGAGAGAAACUUCCACAGCUACAGAAGAAGUGAUUCAGAAACAGGGCAAAUCAGCUACAAAGCAUAAAAAUGUUAAAGGAGAAAAUAGAAAGCCAACAAGCAAGAGCAAAAAAAGUUCAGAUGUCCAAAAUGUGCCUCCCAUUUCUGCAAAAAUUCCAAAGUUAAGUUCCUUGUGCGCAAAUCCAUCCCCUCUGAUAUGCUAUGGUUUAGUCAGUUUUUUUUUUGGCUACUCCUUUACCCUGACCCUGUUUAAUGGGGACACUGAUUCACUCAUGUUUGAAUUCUGUGACAUGAUACUUGCUCUGUCUGAGGCGCUGAACUCAAACAGGGUGUUCAACUCUGUCCAAGAAGCCUUAGACUGUGGAGAAACUCUCAUUCUAGGUGGAGGUUUCCUCGACAAGGAGGAUACUCUCGCCUCAACCAGAGCAGUGGAAGCUGUGGCUCACAUCAUGACCGGCAGAGACAGAAAGGAUGCUACAGGGUACUGUCUGGCAGCCUUGAGUCAGCUUCGCUCAGUGCUCUCCCAGGCCAGAACAGCCCUUUCUAAAGAUGGAGAGGAAGGGGCAAAGAGGCAGAAGUACUUCCUAGCCAGCAAGAAGUGUGAAUUCUUUCAAGCCUGGGUGUUGGACAAUGAGCACCAGAUUCGUAGACUGGCUAUUGAACUGUGGAGUGAACACAGUAAAAGAGAGAGUGUAAGGAGCAGCAUGGAGAAAGCAAAGACUGUAGUUGAGCAGAAUUUGAAGAAAGCAAAGAAGAAGGAGAAUAGUAAAUUAAUUGAAGAACUGGACUGAUAAUAUCUCUCUUGAACAUACUGAUGUUUGUAAAAGUUAAUUUUGUAAUAAAAUUGUUGAACGUGGCAAUUGUCUCUUACUGUGAAGUUCAAAUGCCAAAAAGUUCAUUACUUGUCUUUUCCUAAUGUUCUCAUAUCUUAGUAGAUUUGCAAUCAAAAAAGUAUAAUAUAUUCAUAAGUUAGCAUAUAGCAGUUGCUAUUACAGAAUUUUAGUUUUCAUGAUUUCUUAUAUAUAAAGUUUAGCAAACAAACAGAACAAGAACAUGAGGUUAACUGAAUAAAUGUAAAAAUAGGAAAAUACUGGCUCAUGUAUGUUUUAAGUUGUACGUUAUUAUUGUUGAAGAAAUAAUUGAUACAAUUUUACCUGUAUGACAUGACUUGGUGCUACCUAGAUCAAAUUUAUUUGAUAGACUAUAGAGCAAAUUGGGAAUGAAGCCGUUAUCAAAGCCUGUCAGUGAACAUUUUUGUGAAGCCAUCCUUUCUUUGUUGUAGAAUAUACUUUAAUGCUUCGAACUGAUGUGCACAUACACAAUAUAGUAGAUAUUUUGUUAUGUUUUAAUCUUGACACAUUUAAAAAUUAUUUUACAGUGACUAAAAUAAAAAUUGUUUAAAAAGACAAAA
This is a messenger RNA of Amphiprion ocellaris (clown anemonefish), 2453 nucleotides long. It is a transcript of the gene znhit2, whose product is annotated as zinc finger, HIT-type containing 2. Bases 130 to 1833 code for a protein of 567 amino acids. The record is from RefSeq and is a predicted model, not a curated record. Lineage: Eukaryota; Metazoa; Chordata; Actinopteri; Pomacentridae. The transcript is spliced from 2 exons.